Acanthaster planci (crown-of-thorns starfish) is the source of this 7619-nucleotide messenger RNA. RefSeq lists its product as uncharacterized. The record is from RefSeq and is a predicted model, not a curated record. NCBI's taxonomy places the organism in Eukaryota, Metazoa, Echinodermata, Asteroidea, Valvatida, Acanthasteridae. Gene Ontology annotation, molecular function: RNA polymerase II cis-regulatory region sequence-specific DNA binding; DNA-binding transcription factor activity, RNA polymerase II-specific; protein binding. Gene Ontology annotation, biological process: regulation of transcription by RNA polymerase II.
UCACUGGAUUUAACGGAUGGAAGGAAGCAAUUUUACCUUCCCAAAUUAUAAUUGAAUUACGGAGGAAAUAUUUAUCGUCGUUUUGACCUCGAAGUAGUCAGUAUAUGAGGGUGAUAAAUUGGUGAAAAGUGAGUGAAUUAUUGGUUGACGUCGGGUUUGAGGAUCACUUUGACGGCCCGGAAAACCAGGGUAUCCCUGCCCAGGGUUCAGCAUUGGCGCGCUAUCGCACGGUAUGAAUCGAGGAGCUGGCUCCGCCAAUUUUAGAUAGCGGAGAUACUGUUUUUAUUUGUGCCCGGCUGGGCCGUGACAGCUGGGCAUUGGGGGUAUCUGUGGCAUGACUGGGAGGAGAUCAAAUCUUUAACUUUGGCCGUCGGGUUAGGCCUAGAUCUGUAGAUUGGCGCGCCCCAGAAGUGAAAGGCAAGUUUGCCGCCCAUGCACAAGCUCCAACAAUGGCGGCCAGCUCCUUGCAAAUCACACGGCGGGAGGACGGCAGCUACCUGUAUGAGUUCACCAGCCACAGCCAGCACAUCCUGCAGACGCUCAACGAGUGCCGGCAGUUCCCCCGGCUCUGCGACUGCACGGUGCUGGUGGAGACGCGCACCUUCCACACCCACAAGGCUGUGCUGAUCGCCUGCAGCGACUACUUCAAGAGCUACUUCACCACCGUGCCGCCUGAGACGGCCGGCCAGCCCAUCGUCCUGGACAACGUCAGCGCCCGCGGCUUCCACCUGCUCCUGGAGUUCGCCUACACGUCCCGUAUGUGCCUGACCAUGGCUGUCAUGGAGGACGUCCUCUCGGUGGCCGUCAACCUCAAGGCGGCAUCUGUCCUGGAGGCCUGCUGCGAGUUCCUUAAGUCCCAACUGACCGGGGAUAACUGUGUGGACAUCAUCUCCGUAGCCGAGACGUUUAACCUCACAGAGAUCAAACGGCAGGCCAACAGGCUCAUGUGUGAGCGACUCAUUGAACUGUCACAGACAUACAAGAAAGGCAGCGGACCACUGCUUCCCGAGAGUAAAGAGGAACUUGAAAAUCUCAUAAGUGCCAAUAAGGAUGCCCUGGCAGCCUUUGAUGUUAACCAGCAAGACCUUCACCAGCAGGAGAGCUGCGACAGUGAGAGUGACGACAAUGGUGGCGGUGACGAGACGGACAGCUCUUGCUCAGACACGCCCCCCAUGAUUGCCGACCGGCUCCGCCCCCGGGUGCAAACACAGCCGCCUAACCUGGACCCAGCCAGGGACCGGACGCUGAAGGUGGAGACAAAGGCCGCACUGAAGAGCCCUGUGCCGCGCUCCCUGCGACAGCUGCCGCCGCGUAGGCGGGGCCGGCCCCGGAAGAACGAGUCGGCGCCCCGCUCCACCCGGCUGCGCAAGAAGCUGCGGGGGGCCACCUUCAGCAUCACCAAGGCCCGUAAGGAGUACGUCUGCCGGUUCUGCACCCUCAAGUUCAGCAAGCUGCGGGACCUGCGGCAGCACUACAUUACGGAGCACAGCCAGUGUAGCCGGUGCACCAAAGUCUUCCGCACGGACUCGGAGCUCAACCGCCACCUGAUAUCCCACCAGAAGCGCGACACAGCCCGCGGUCCCCGCCGCUACGUCUGCACGUUCUGUGGCAAGAACUGCGGUUACUCGUCGGCCCUGAAAAUCCACGUCCGGACCCACACGGGUGAGAAGCCCUUCAAGUGUGACCUGUGCAGUGCCCGAUUCAUCCAAUCCAUCAACCUCAAGCGGCACGUGCUCACAAACCACCAGAAGGACACCCCUUACGAGUGCAAAUUCUGCAACAAGAAGUUCAGCGUGUUUGUGUACCUUAAAAGCCACGAGAUCACUCACAGCAGCGAGCGGCCGUUCCAGUGUGAGACUUGUGGCGCCAUGUUCAAGCGCAAGAGCGACCUUCGCAGCCACAACCGGGUGCACAGCACGGAUAAGCCCUUCACCUGCGAGAUCUGCCUGGCCAAAUUCAAGACCACCAACGAUCUCAAGACUCACUCGCUGAUCCACAACGACACCAAGCCGCACACCUGCGACAAGUGCGGUGCCAGCUUCAAGCGGACGGGCCACCUGAACCGACACAUGAUGAUCCACAGCAAUAACAAGCCCUACCAGUGCGAGACGUGCGGUGCCCAGUUCAACAGGAAGGAGAACCUGCGCAGUCACCAGCGUAUCCACAGUGGUGAGCAACCGUACAAGUGCAGCCUGUGUGGAGCUAGCUUCCGCCAUCUCAGCAGUAUGAAGAUACAUGAAAAGAAUCACUGGAGCCAGCGGACAGGUGCCCCAGAAAGUACCAUCAUGAGCCAACAUGACGGUGGCUCCUCGCUGCAGCACAUCGCCGCCCUGAUGGGCUUACAGGCUCUCUCCCUGCCAGCCGGCAGCAACAUGCCGGUCAGCCUGCAGGUUAGCACGGACGGCCAGCCAGCCGUAGCCCAGCUGGCCAUCCCGCCCGGCCACGCCUCGCCCAACCCCACCCCUCCCCUCCAGUCGCCCAGCCCCCACACCCCGAUGAGCCUGCACCCGCAGCCGCACCAGCAGCCACACCAACAGCCACAGCAGCCUUUGCAGCAACAACAGCAGCAGCAGCAGCCGCCCAACCCUGGCCUGCAGCAGCUGCCCCAGUCCACCCUGUCCAUGCACCCGCCGCCGACGUGCAUCGCCACGCUGACCUCACCAAUGCAGUCGCCCAUGCCCUUGCCCAACGCAACACGCUCCCCCAUGCCCCUGGGGUCCCACCCGCCCCCCUCCCCUCACAACCACAUGUCCACCCCGAUGUCGCCCGGGGUAAACCAUGCCCAGGCCAAUCAAGUCCACAGCUUGCAAGCAUACAUGAUGAAUACGGCCACCAUGCUGUGAAAACUCGCUUUCCACCCACUGUUGUUUGGUAACCCUUCCCCCGAAUUUGGUCCAUUCUGAAUUACCUCCAAAAAAAAGCAGGUCACCUCACUACUGUGUACCGUUUAAUCAGCGAUUAUUGUGCUGUGUAGACUAUGCAACAGAUUGUCAGGGCACCAGUCAAAAGGGAACAUGUGAGUUGGUCUGCAGUGACUAGCGGCAAUAGCAUACUCAGACUCCACUGUAUCUGACCAUUUUCUGAAAAGACUUCACGAGACUGCUGUGUGACAUUGGGAGGAGUGCACUGCAUGAUGGGCAGAUGGUGCCCUAGUGCCCUCUGAGGAAUGUAUCCAUUUUCAAGGCAAGAGGGCUGGUUUGUGUUGAGCCAAGAAGCCCCAUUCAUCUUUGGAAGGAGGCACUAUCUACAAAUAAAAUACCUCUCCUUUACAGGUACAUACACGUCUUGGGCAAGUUCUUAGAGGUAAUUAACCAAGUUUUUUUUUAAUUUACAUAUAUAUAUAUUUAUUGACUAUUUAGAAAUCUUUAUCUGGUUUAGCAUGGAAUGAAUAAGUUGAAACUCAUAAAAUGAGCAUUCCCAGACCCCAGGUUCAGUGGUUGGUCUGUCAGCAUGAUAAUCUUUUCAACGUGUGAAGGUUUCUUCUUUCAGCUUGCCUGACCCCACCCCCCCCUUAAAUAAGCAAAACACACAACUUAGUUGACACCAGGCCUGCGCAAGGUACCAGGGUAAGCCACUGCUUUAUUCUGGUUAUACCUAGUUGUGCGACUUGUCAGCUUGUUCCCGGUGUUGACGAAACUGGUCACGUGCACUCUUAACGAAGAACUUCCUCAUAUCCUGCAAUAUCCUGCAAUUUUCAGGAUUUUGACGCGAGGCUGUUGCAGCAACCACAGAUCAGACUGAGCUGAAUAAACGGCUGCUUGAAGUAACAGGGGAAAAAGUGUUAACACCAAGUGGUGGUUGCUACAUUAGACUGGUUUUUUUUCUUUUCUUGUUCCCUGUGUUUUUUUUCUUUUUCCCUGUGAAAUGGAGAGAGUGUUUCAAAAGCUAGUCGCAGUUACUUGCUGGGAAUUUUUUUUCAAACCAAGGUUAACAAGGAUUGAAGUGGCCUGGAUUUAGAAAUGUAAAUUUUACUGCGUUGAACCCCUUUACAUCCAGUGGGAAAAUGUUCCUUCACAACAAUUCCGCCGUCCACCCCAUUCACCUUUUAGUAACUUGGUUCAUACAUGUAUAUCCGAAAUGAUCUCCCAGGUCGGUAAUGGAGGUACAUGUAUUUGAUUUGUGAUGUGUGCUUGUGACCUCUUUAAUUAUGUACAAGGUAUUCAAAGCAGCUCGUUUUUGCUUAAUACAAUUUGGUAUUUUUACUACUGCUUCCCUGGUCCAAAAAGAAACACAAAAAGGUUUGAACUCAUUCAUUUCCCAUACAGGUGCUCAUUAGAUGCAAAUUUUGGUUUUGUUUUCAAAAUAUGCUAAUUCUCUUCACGUGUAGGUUGUACAUUAAUAUGUAUGACUGUGUUUGCCGACACUGUGGCUCUUGUGAACAAAUGUUGCUUUUAGUGUGAGAGAAAUUGAACCAUGUGUGAAAAAAAUAAAACGGAAGCUUGAAAAAUUUUUGAGGCGAACAGGGUUUGAGCAGCUUCGUAAGUGCACAUAACCUCAGACACCAGACCAGAAGAGACUUGUUCUAAGUUCAAUGCACGCUUUUGCCCUAGAAUUACUUCAUUUCAGAAGACACAGCAAGGGUGAAAUUUAUACACAGUGCUUAGCCAGCUAUACGAAAGAGCAUGUACAGCUAAAAGACCUUACAGACAGUAUACGCAAGAAAUGAGCUCUAGGCAAACAGUGAACUAAACUUUUAAAAGGAAAAGUAAGUCAAUAACUUGGGUAGUGAUAGGCAAACGUGAAACCAGUCAGGUUUUGAUCAGAUGAAACUCCAUGCGCCAAAGGUGCGUGUCGGAAAUUCAGAGACAAGAUCAGUAGACUCCUCGUCUGGGCUCCAGAAUGAAAAUGCAAGCAUGAUUGUUAAUGUUUUUAAAAUAAUGUAAAUUAUUAAAGCAAUAAUUAAACUUGUACAUAAACAACUCAUUUCACGUUGUAUUUUAUGUAUGGAUAUGUAAAAAAAAAAUCUAUAUAGUUUCACAUUUAUUUAUUAACACAAUACCAGACCGGAUUUUCCAUUUUUAAAAAAGAGGAUUGUUUAAACGCGAAUGACUUGUGAUAAAUUAAAUGUGUUGCACCCACCAGCCUUAAUAUAAGUAUGGAUCCAAUUGCAUGCAACUUAAUUCUUAAUGGUUUGUAUAUAGAAAAACUAGCAGUGUUAUAUAUACCAUGUAAGUAGCAGUGUGAAACUUUUGUGAAGCCCGAAGCGAAGUCGGCCUAUUUGGCUUUGUCUGAAAAGGCCGUUUAUGGCUGUGGCUCCCAAGUUUACUGGUGAUAACACCAUGUCCAUAGCUAUAGUCACAAACUCCUGUCAUAGAGUAGCCUAGACACAGUCUUAGUUUCUUUGGCCUGUGCCCACUUGACAGCAGAACAGGGUUCUCAGUGCGAGUAUGAAUGCCAGAUUGUGGCUCAGCUUGGAACAUUUUUCGAUUGAGUUGUGUUUCCUUCAGGAUAGAAUGCACUUCCCUUCCUACUUGUUUACAUUAGGCGCUGUUGGUCUAUCAAUCUGCAUGAUUGCUCAAUCUUAUUACAUUAUUUGCCGAGAAUUGUGCCAUCCGCCAAUCGCCUUUCCUGUCUAUUUCACUGGCAGAAGAUACUUUCAGAAAAAGGGAAGUACAGUAAAGUCAGAGAUUUCACAGAAAAGUGACUGUGCUGAUCGACCAAUAGUGACUAACAGCUACACAAAAUGUCCACUCUUUGAAUGUCCAUCAUCAUUAGUAUUGUCAUCAAAUGUGUACGCAAACAAUGAGCCAAAAUCUGUUACCAUUAAUAUCUGCAGAGCAUUCUGCAACACUAAUGCUGCAUUCAAAAUCAAUCAAAUUACGUCCAAAUAAAGUAUUCGCAGCUCACCUUGGUGGUGUGCUUUUUAAAAGCAGAGGGCAAAACGGUGCUUCAGUGUCCACUGUAAACAGCUAGUGCGUUUAGAGCUUUGCAGAGCACCCAAAAUGUUCUAGAUGGCAGAUUACCUGCCAAGAAAUGACUGCGGAGUCUGUUGCAGUUGGGUUGGUUCCCAGGUUGGAUCAAAGGCUCUCAUUAAAUGGACCCAGAGUCCUUGGCAUUGAAGAACAACAGUGAAAUGGAACCAUCCAAAAGUCCAAAUGGAACCCAUGCCUUUGCCCGAUUUGAUCGGUAACCUGUCACGUUUAACUACACAUUUUUAUUUGCUCACCGGCUUAUACUGUCUCAAGCUAGGAAUGGCUAAGUACAGUGUGUAGUACAAAAAAUGUCUGACAAAGUGGUAUAUUUUAAGUUUGGAUUUUUUUUUUUACGUUUAGAGAAAAAUUACAACUGUUUAAAUAACAGGGUCAGUAUCUGCUUUAUCAUGAUGCACACCUAUCUGCUGGAACGUUGUAUUACAUCUGCUUUUCUUAUUAAGCCUGAGGUCUAGUCGGAUUCUGUUUCAGUACAUGCUUCAGUAAAUUCUUAUUGAUUGUCAGAUUCAGACUGUCAGCACCUUGUGGUGAAUACGACUUCAUUCCCCAAAGUCAUCGGGACAAGCCAUCCUGUCACAAGCUAUUAGACUUUCACGACACAUCGCCCUCUUAUUUCAGUACUUGUGAUCUGACCCGACUGUACUUGACUUGCACAGUGGAGGUAGACUUUUAUAUUUCAAACAGCAGAGAGUGAAAUAACACUCGGACAGUGGACAUCUUCUGAUCACUUGCUGCUAUUUGUCCGACCGAAAGUGAAUGGGCUUGGACAAAAAGUGCUCAAACAAGCAGUGGCAUGUGUGCAUCUGAAAUAAAAGCAAAGGACAGAUCAAAAGCUGAUAGUGGCAGACCAAACUUGACCGUGCUUUGACGCUUUGUCCGAUCACUUGUUUGCUCUAAUUUCAUACCCCGCAUGGGAUGGGCUCAGACUUGGACUAAACACAUGCCAAUGGCUUUGUCUUUUUUUCCGUUAACAGGUGUGUUACUCCCCAGCCCCCCCCCUGCAGUCUGCCUUUCUUUUAUACAUAGUCCAUGACAGCAUUUUACAUACACCGACACCAGAGGCUUUGCAGGUCACAUUAAAACCCCUCAUGGGCAUUUACCAUCAGGAAAGCAAAUGCAUCUCGGCCUCAGAAACUGGCCACUCUGGUAACAUUUGGCGCAAGAAACGUGCGUAACAGAAGUUUUUUCUCCACAAAGACGACAGAAGGUAGAUACAAAUUGGUGGCAACACAGGGAACCUGCACUGAAACUUCUAUGCAACGGGCCCUCCUUUGGAGUGACGUAAUUUCAGUUCUAGUGCAACACGCUCUGGGUGGAUGUCUGGAAGAGAAGUGUAGAAUUAUGCAGGCACGAUGGAGGAAAGAUUUCCAUUACUGUCUGGGCUUUGUCUUCAUGAAAUAUUGUCACUGAGUUGAGACAGUGAUUUGGAAAAAAAAAAUCCACAUACAUACAGACCGAUCUGGCUGUGGAAGACCUGACUUGAACUAGAGGCUAAGGCUGGGCACCCCUCUUUCAAGCUACUAAUAACUGUUUUAAGAGGGUAUAACAAGAAUAUAUGUGUACAUGUAAAGCAACAUAUUAAUGCACGAACAAUGGAACUAUCCAUGCAUGAGAAACCUUAUGUACUGCCCAUGACAAAAAUGUAUUCUUCCAUAAUGAAAACCAAUAAAAUUCAUGUCAUUCUUCACA